AUGCUUGGGGGUCCCGCCAUAUGCAAUCUGCAACCUGCAAUCCUCCUCUCCGCCGCCCGUCCUUGGAGGAACACCGGUCGGUAUUCAACCACAGCCAACCAAGCCGUUUCCCGACCAGAUGCCCGUCACGUAAUUUGUCCGUUGUGGUCCUGUGCCGAGGAUCGCAGGAAGUUCAUCCCUCGUCUCCUAGGACGACCAUCGACGAGCCCAAUGCCAACGUCGACGGGAGUCAGCAGGACUUCUCGCAAUUAUCAAAUGCCUUCCCUUCAACCUGGACAUCUUUCGGUAUGGAGUAGCCAACGUGGACUCAUAGCAUUGGGCGGGUCACUAUCACUAGCUAACAAUGGCAAACCCCAGCCUAUAAUAAUUGGCUCUGCAUUCGGCCCCGAGCGGUGGCUUGUCUUACGGGAUGGAUUGAUGAUUUGCUUUUGCAACCAACGGACGCUGGCAACCCAUACAUGCGCCGUGCGUCUGUGGACCUUGAACGCAAAGUUCGAAAAUUGCUUCAUGCAACUUCAGUCGGUCGGGCUCUUCGUAGACUCUUUUCCCUUGCAGAUCAAAGCUGUCAGAGCAACUUCGGUUGCGGCCGACUAUUGGGUACCAGAGGAAUUUCAGGACAAUCAUAUGAAGUGA
Colletotrichum paranaense is the source of this 633-nucleotide messenger RNA. RefSeq lists its product as uncharacterized. The transcript is spliced from 2 exons. The record is from RefSeq and is a predicted model, not a curated record. NCBI's taxonomy places the organism in Eukaryota, Fungi, Ascomycota, Sordariomycetes, Glomerellales, Glomerellaceae. The coding region runs from base 1 to 633 and encodes 210 amino acids.